This is a messenger RNA of Dipodomys spectabilis (banner-tailed kangaroo rat), 4098 nucleotides long. It is a transcript of the gene Epb41l3, whose product is annotated as erythrocyte membrane protein band 4.1 like 3. Gene Ontology annotation, molecular function: structural molecule activity; actin binding. Bases 112 to 2958 code for a protein of 948 amino acids. The transcript has 23 exons. Gene Ontology annotation, biological process: cortical actin cytoskeleton organization. The record is from RefSeq and is a predicted model, not a curated record. Gene Ontology annotation, cellular component: plasma membrane; cytoskeleton. NCBI's taxonomy places the organism in Eukaryota, Metazoa, Chordata, Mammalia, Rodentia, Heteromyidae.
GGUUCCUCCCCGCGCAGCGUCUCUGCGCACCGCCGGCCAGCACGCCAGCCCGAUCCCCGUCUCAACGCCGCGCCGCACGGGGCCCUCUCGGCGACCCCAGAACAAUCAACCAUGACGACUGAAUCAGGAUCAGACUCGGAAUCCAAGCCGGAUCAGGAGGCAGAGCCCCAGGAGGCUGCUGCGGGUCCUCAGGGGCAGGCAGGGGCGCCGCCCGGGCCGCCCGAGCCCCCCAGCGGGAGCGGAGAGGAGGAGCCUGCGCUUGAGCAGUUCUCCGGGGCUGCAGCCCACAGCACCCCAGUGCGGAAGGAGGUCACUGACAAGGAACGGGAGUUUGCUGCUGCUGCUGCAAAACAACUCGAGUAUCAGCAAUUGGAAGACGAUAAACUUUCUCAGAAAUCAUCUAGCAGCAAACUCUCUCGGUCUCCACUGAAGAUCGUCAAAAAGCCUAAAAGCAUGCAGUGCAAAGUAAUACUUUUGGAUGGAUCCGAAUAUACCUGUGAUGUGGAGAAACGCUCCAGAGGGCAAGUGCUAUUUGAUAAAGUGUGUGAGCAUCUGAACCUACUAGAAAAAGACUACUUUGGCCUCACAUAUCGAGAUGCUGAAAACCAGAAGAAUUGGUUGGACCCUGCUAAGGAAAUUAAAAAACAGAUUCGAAGUGGUGUUUGGCACUUUUCAUUUAAUGUGAAAUUUUACCCACCAGAUCCUGCCCAGCUAUCUGAAGAUAUCACCAGGUACUACCUCUGCUUACAAUUGAGAGAUGACAUCGUGUCUGGAAGGCUGCCUUGCUCAUUUGUGACCCUUGCCUUGCUGGGCUCCUACACAGUCCAGUCAGAACUGGGAGACUAUGACCCUGACGAAUGUGGGAAUGAUUACAUUAGCGAGUUCCGCUUUGCACCCAACCACACUAAAGAACUGGAAGACAAAGUGAUCGAGCUGCACAAGAGCCACAGAGGAAUGACACCAGCAGAAGCAGAAAUGCAUUUCUUGGAAAAUGCCAAAAAGCUCUCCAUGUAUGGGGUAGAUUUGCACCAUGCCAAGGAUUCAGAAGGAGUCGAAAUUAUGUUAGGAGUCUGUGCCAGUGGCCUGUUGAUAUAUCGUGACCGCCUGAGGAUAAACAGAUUUGCCUGGCCCAAGGUCCUGAAAAUUUCAUACAAACGGAACAACUUUUACAUUAAGAUCCGGCCAGGAGAGUUUGAACAAUUUGAAAGUACCAUUGGAUUUAAGCUGCCAAAUCAUCGAGCUGCCAAGCGUUUGUGGAAAGUGUGUGUUGAACAUCAUACAUUUUUCAGACUAUUGUUGCCAGAAGCACCUCCAAAGAAAUUCCUAACCUUGGGUUCCAAGUUCCGUUACAGUGGCAGAACACAGGCCCAAACGAGAAGAGCCAGCGCGUUGAUUGAUCGCCCAGCGCCUUACUUCGAACGCUCGUCCAGCAAACGGUACACCAUGUCUCGCAGCUUAGAUGGAGAGGUUGGUACUGGCCAGUACGCCACAACAAAGGGCAUCUCUCAGACCAACUUGAUCACCACUGUGACCCCUGAGAAAAAGGCUGAGGAGGAACGCGACGAGGAAGAGGACAGACGGAGAAAGGCCGAGGAAGCCACGCCAGUGGUGGCGGUCCGGCAUGAGGGAAAGACUGACAGCGAGCAGACUGAUACCGCAGCUGAUGGGGAAACCACAGCCACGGAGGAGCUAGAUAAAACUCAGGAUGAACUGAUGAAGCAUCAAACCAAUAUUAGUGAGCUGAAAAGAACCUUUUUAGAAACCUCAACAGACACUGCCAUAACAAAUGAAUGGGAGAAGAGGCUUUCUACCUCCCCGGUGCGACUGGCUGCCAGGCAGGAGGAUGCGCCCAUGAUUGAACCACUUGUACCUGAAGAGACCAAAGAAGAAAGAGAAAGUUCUGAAAAAGUUAUAUUUUUGCAACAAGGAAGUUCUCCAUUUCUUGGGUCUCAGCCAAGUAUGCUUAAGAAAAUCCAGAAAGGAGGCUCGGCAGAAUCUGUGUCCACGUCUCAUCAAAUAAUUUUCCAGAAAACUAUUCCAUCCACCCUAGAGACUAAGCAGUCUUCUGGGGAAAAGCUCAUGGAUGGCUCUGAAAUCUUCAGUCUAUUAGAGUCUGCAAGAAAGCCAACAGAAUUCAUAGGAGGGGUCACGUCUACUUCCCAAAGCUGGGUCCAGAAAGUGGAAACGAAAACCGAGUCCAGUGAAAUGGAGACGGAAACCACCACCUCACACCGCCAGCCCCACAGUACUGAGAAGGUGGUACAGGAAACGGUGCAGGUGGAGGAGAGACGUGUGUUGAAUGUCCAUGCCAGUGGGGAUGCCGGGGACGUGGGAGAUGCCACGUCCAUGGAUGCUUCCGGUACGAAAGAGAAGGAGCCUUCUCCUCAGAUGGAAGGGGCCAAAGAGGAAGGAGGGGGAAGCGAUAAAGCUACCUCUGAACAGGAAGAGACAGCCACUGCUUCCCACAAGCAAGUGGAGGAGCAGGGCUCAGCAGUCCACGCUUCUGAAGUUUCAGAACCAAAGUCCCACUUGGAGACUUCAACUGUGAAGAUGGAAACCACGAGUUCAGGCAGCAUUUCACCAGGAGGAGUAAAGCUAGACAUUUCUACCAAGGAAGUGCCAGUGGUCCACACAGAAACAAAAACCAUCACGUAUGAAUCAUCCCAGGUCGAUUCUGGGGCUGAUCUGGAGCCAGGAGUGCUAAUGAGUGCACAGACCAUCACAUCUGAAACUACCAGUACCACCACCACCACACACAUCACCAAAACUGUGAAAGGAGGCAUUUCAGAGACACGAAUUGAGAAGCGAAUCGUCAUCACAGGAGAUGCAGACAUUGACCAUGACCAGGCGCUGGCUCAGGCAAUUAAAGAGGCCAAAGAGCAGCACCCUGACAUGUCAGUGACCAAGGUAGUGGUCCAUAAAGAGACAGAAAUCACACCAGAAGAUGGAGAGGAUUGACUAGAGGAAUAACUUAGCUUGCACAUGAAUCCAGUCAUGCAAACCAUUAGGAAAACCAGAGCCUUUAUGGACUUCCCUCUUCUAACCCAACUGACUUGUAUCUGUCUGUGGAAAAUUCCGUUCCAGAAGAAUUGACCUUGAUUAUUAAUAAAGACACUGACAGAGAGAUCUUCCCAUAAUAAAGCAAUCUGAAUCAGCAUCACUAAACUGAUACUGCAUGAAGCAACGGUAAAAUUACAAAAGAGCAGCAUUUUUAAUUUUCACAAAAUGUCUCAGUUUUCAACUCUUACCUGCACGUUCAUAACCGACAAUAUAAACCGUGAUCUCAUGUAACACAUAAACAACUCACGCCUUUCAUAGUUUAUCGUUAUUAAAGUCUCCACACACAAAAAAUGGCAACUUCUUAGGUGACAAAUCUUUGGUUUACAGAUUAAAUGAAGAUUACCCUAAAAUGCUAGAAGCUGUCUAGGUCUGGUAUCUCAAGUUUAUUCCAGAUUAGAUGUGCCAAUACCAAGUUUAUUGAGUAAACAACUUGAAUCUUGUACUUGUUUCACCUGGUUUUAUUAUUCUCAUUCAUAUGCAGUAAUGACUCUCUGACCCUCUGGAAAUAUUUAAUGCUUAUAAUAUUGCUUUGUGUAUUUCAUUUAAUUUGUUAUAUGGUGGUACCAAGUUUUAGCACAUUCAUGUGAUUUCUUCCUUGUUGUUCGCUUUGGUCCACGUUCAAUAUAGAAAGCUUCUUGGAGUUUCCUAACAACCCCUAAAUAUGUAAAUCAUCACUUGUUUUGGGAAGAAAACCUAUGUUUUGUUAGUUUACAAGAUUAUGGAAUUUCACUGAAAUCCUGUUGGGCUUCUAUUGCUUUGUAUUCUUUCUUUGUUUCUUUUUCCUUGUAUUUUUUUUUCAUUCAUUUUCUUUUUUGACUUGAAGAAAAGGUGUUUUAGUUCCAAAUCUGGUCCAUAUUUACAAUCUAGUUCAGAGCCAAGCCUUAAACUGUACAGAAUUUCCACUGUAAUUAAAACUAUUUGUGUUUAGUUAUAAAUAGCCUUUGAAAAGAUAUAUUCUCCAUUCCCUGUCAGCCACAUCACAGCCCAUGGUGAAUGAUGUUACUGCAUAGCAAAAUAAAAAUGGCAAAUGCAUUGAAA